Messenger RNA from Myxocyprinus asiaticus (Chinese sucker), 2911 nucleotides. RefSeq names its product MAGUK p55 subfamily member 3-like. Gene Ontology annotation, cellular component: cell-cell junction; plasma membrane. Bases 121 to 1896 code for a protein of 591 amino acids. The record is from RefSeq and is a predicted model, not a curated record. The transcript has 20 exons. NCBI's taxonomy places the organism in Eukaryota, Metazoa, Chordata, Actinopteri, Cypriniformes, Catostomidae. Gene Ontology annotation, molecular function: protein binding.
AAGGCCACAGUCUGGGAACAACAGAUCCAAGGAGACAGAGGAAAACAGAGAGAAAGAGGUCCAGAAAUUUUGAAAAUUGACAUUAACAUGACCAGUGUUGGGUCAGCUCCAUCCUGAUCCAUGAAAGAAGCCAUGCCAGUCUUCUCUGCAGGAGCAGGGUUGCAUGAAACGCUUGCUCUGCUGACCUCUCAGCUGCGUCCAGAUGCCAAUCACAAAGAGGAGAUGGUCUUCCUUAAGGACGUCUUUAGUGAGAGAAGUCUCAGUUACCUUAUGAAGAUUCAUGAGAAGCUGCGUCAGUAUGAAAGGCAGAGCCCCACCCCAGUUCUUCACAGUGCCUCCACUCUCGCAGAGGAUGUGGCAGAGGAGUUGCAGAGUGGACCAAUGAGUGUUGAGGAAAAGGAGCUCCUACAUCUGCUAACAUCACCACAUCUCAAGGCUGUUUUGUCAGUUCAUGACACAGUGGCACAGAAAAACUUUGACCCAGUGCUGCCUCCACUACCUGAUGACUUUGAUGAUGAUCUAGAUGAGGAGUCUGUCAAGAUCGUCCGUCUGGUCAAAAACAAAGAACCACUGGGUGCCACUAUUCGGCGAGACGAGUCCACAGGUGCCGUGAUUGUGGCUCGUAUCAUGAAGGGAGGGGCCGCAGACAGGAGUGGUCUGGUGCAUGUAGGCGAUGAGCUAAGGGAAGUCCAUGGCAUCUCUGUAAUGCACAAGAGACCAGACGAGAUCAGCCAACUGCUGUCUCAAUCACAAGGCUCUAUCACACUGAAGAUCAUCCCAGCAAUCAAAGAGGAGGACACGUUGAAAGAAAGCAAGGUCUACAUGCGGGCGCUUUUUGACUACAUUCCAUUAGAGGACAAGGCCACGCCCUGUCAGGAGGCGGGGCUUCCAUUUAAACGUGGAGACAUCCUGCAGGUGGUCAGUCAGGAUGAUCAGAUCUGGUGGCAGGCCAAGAAAGUGGGAGAUAGCAACCUGCGUGCAGGACUCAUCCCAUCCAAACAGUUUCAGGAGAGGAGAUUAGCCUACAGAAUCAAAAUGGGCAGUCUUCCAAAUCCCAAAUCUCCAAAAAAAGCUGUCUAUGACCAGGGAUGUGAUAAAGAAGAGUGUGACUGUGAGGGCUAUUUCAAUGGACAGUACAUCGCUGGCUUGCGGAGAAGUUUUCGUCUAAGUCGGAAGGAUCGUCGUGGUUCUACAGGAGAGGUCAGUGUUUUUGACCUGAAUGAGACGGAGUUCUUGACCUAUGAAGAGGUUACACGCUACCAGCAGAGGCCCAAUGAGAGACCCCGAUUAGUAGUUCUCAUUGGUUCUCUGGGAGCACGCAUCAAUGAGCUGAAGCAAAAAGUGAUUGCAGAAAAUCCCCACCGUUAUGCUGUGGCUGUGCCCCACACCACGCGGCCCAAAAAGAGUCAUGAAAAGGAGGGAGUGGAGUACCGCUUUGUGUCCAAGCAGGCCUUUGAUGCUGAUGCACAGAAUAACAAAUUUAUAGAGUAUGGAGAGUAUAAGGAGAAUCUGUAUGGAACCAGUAUAGAAGCCAUUCGUUCUGUUCAAGCCAAGAACAAGAUGUGUCUGGUGGAUGUACAACCUGAGGCACUGAAGACCCUGCGGACAGCAGAGUUUAAGCCUUAUGUAAUUUACAUAAAACCACGAAUCCCAGAGAGCCACAGACGUCGCAGUGCUGGCACAUCACCAGGAGGGGGUGAACAUGGGCGAUUCACAGAGGAGGACCUGCAGGAAAUGCGUCUGUCGGCACAGCAGAUAGAUCAGCAGUAUGGUCACCUGGUGGAUCGAAUACUGAUAAAGGAAGACACUGCCAGUGCCUGCACAGAACUACGUAGCGUCCUGGAGAGAUUGGAACAAGAGAUUUUCUGGGUUCCUGUGAGCUGGGUCAAGGCCUAGGACCCCCCUGUACUCCAGUCCAGACUAUUGACCAACACCCCAACUGAAAGCCUUGCAGUGCUGGGCUUCUUUUUCUUCCAUUCUGUGCAGACUGACUGCACUGGGUCUCUCCUGGGCCUGGCUUCUUUGAGCUCUGCCAUUUCUUCAUUGGUCUCAAAGGAGAGGGAGCUUUAGACUAGCAUAAAGAGAGCAUGAAUGUCUUAAUAGAGAAAGAGUCGAGACGUUAACAUUUGGUUUUAAAUGGCUGUGGAAUGUGGUUGUCAUGGCAAUGACAAUGUUCUUCUGAACUCCUCAAGUGGCCAGAGACUGUAAAUGUUUCAACAUUGCAUAUCAAGCUGCUCCUUUGUGAUGUACACCCAAAAAGAGACUUAAGCAACUACUGUACUUCAGUUUGAAAUAAUUUAAUGUUUAAAUUUCAUAAAGCUUUACCUAUCAGGCUUUACUUUAUUUUGUAAUAGAAAUCAGGUUCUCUUUGAGGUGCAUGAGUGAUCAAUCUUUAAUCCUUACAAGAAAAUAUUACAAUUUGGCUGUGCCAACAACUGUCUCAAUGACCUAGCUUUUCUUAUGGACUGCAAAUUUUCUUUAUUUGGAGUGUUACAAAAUACAAUGCCAAAUCACUUAAGCUUAUAAGUAAAUGUGUUAAAGGGUUUUUAGGUUUAGAUUAACAGAGACAAUGUUAAGACAGUAACAUCCAGGCCCCUUAUUUUAAAACUAGACAUAGAAUUGUGAUUAAAUGGUUUGAAGUUAAAUUCUGGUUUUAUGGAAGUAGUUAAGUGUGUAUGUUACAACUGUAUUAUGAGCUCAUGUGUAUCUUUUUCUAACAAACUUUCACAUUUACUAUGUAUCCAGAACUUUUUACCAUUUCCCAAAAUAUCGUUCUAUUCUUAUUGAUCCUAGUUCACCCUUAUUUUGAACUGAAAUCUGUUGCCUUUGUCAUAAGGUUCCACUGUAGGGUGUAAAAAUGAUCAAAUGUAUGUCAUGUACUGCUAAUAAAAAACAAAACCCACCGAGAAAA